AUGGACUCCAUACCGUCGGGGCGAGACUCCAGCUCCCCACCCAGCUCCAAGCAAGAACUGUCCUACCCGAGCACCAACCUGAAGCCCAACCAGGUCGGACAGACGGUGCUGUACGGAAUACCCAUCGUGUCUUUAGUGAUAGACGGCCAGGAGAGACUUUGCCUCGCACAGAUAUCCAACACCCUCCUAAAGAAUUACAGCUACAACGAGAUCCACAACCGGCGUGUGGCGCUGGGCAUCACCUGCGUCCAGUGCACCCCUGUCCAGCUGGAGAUCCUCCGCCGAGCCGGGGCCAUGCCUAUCUCCUCCAGGCGCUGCGGGAUGAUCACUAAACGCGAGGCGGAGAGACUUUGUAAGUCGUUUCUUGGGGCUCACGCGCCUCCUAAACUUCCAGAAAAUUUUGCUUUCGACGUGUCCCACGAGUGCGCCUGGGGGAGUCGAGGCAGCUUCAUCCCGGCAAGAUACAAUAGCUCCAGAGCCAAGUGCAUCAAGUGCACAUAUUGCAACAUGUAUUUCUCCCCAAAUAAAUUCAUUUUUCACUCGCACCGCACGCCGGAGUCCAAGUACACGCAGCCAGAUGCAGCCAAUUUUAACUCGUGGAGGCGACAUCUGAAAUUAACUGAUAAAAGCGGCCAGACAGAUGUACUCCACGCAUGGGAAGAUGUGAAGGCCAUGUUCAACGGGGGCAGUCGGAAGAGGACGCUCCCGGGCAGUGGGUCCGAUUCAAGAUCCCACAUGAAAUCACAAGGACCAAACCGUCCCCGGGAGUCACCCGAGAUCCCUGCAAAAAUCAUCAACAUCGAGGACAACCGCGGCGGCAUGACGAGUGCACGCAGCUACCCGGUCAUCCCGGUGCCAAAUAAAGGGUUUGGGAUGCUGCAAAAAAUCCCACCACCUCUCUUCCCUCAUCCAUACGGGUUCCCAGCCUUCGGCCUGUGUCAGAAGAAAGACGACAGCAUCAUGGGAGAGCAGAGCAAGUCGGGCCUGCCGGGGGUCCUGUGGCCUGCUACCAAGGACAGCGCCUAUCACUCCUUCCCCAUGUUCUGGCCCGCGGCGGGCGCGUUGCCGAUGCCCCCGUACCACCAGACCCAGCACAAGCCCGUGCCAGAGCUGCUGUGCCCGCCCAGGCAGACUGACAUGGACAUGUCCGAGCACAGUGACCGGAGCACCAACACGUCCAAAGACAGCAUGGUGGAGAACGACCGGUGCUCCAGCACGCAGUCCGCGCGUAACGAAGACGACAAGUCCGGGGACGAGGCGAGGCCGCUGGAGGGGAUGGCGCUUGUGCCCCGGAAAAUCAGCUACGUGUCCGCGUUCAGGCCCGUCAUUAAAGACGCUGACUGCAUCGCUAAGCUCUACGGCAACAGGGCCCUUUACAACAACUGUCGCACCGGCUAUCUGUCGCCCGAUUUUUUAAGCGAGAGCUCCAGCUACCGCUCCGCGUCCCCCUGCGUGGACAGCGAGGGCGAGCCGGACGUGGACGUUGAGACGAACAAAACACCUGACGAGGAGGAGGAGGAGGACGAGGGGGACUCCCGGCCUCCGUCCUCGGUGUGCGCUCGGACUCCCCCCGGCUUGGCACGCAGUGUCUCACCUAAGGAGUCGGGGUGUAAGGGCCUGCCGGAGAGCAGGGUGUUUGACUCCCAGAAAACGAGCGUCCACGUGGCCCAGUCCUCUGACAGAGACGUGCACAGCAAGCAGCUAUCAGAGAGCCACAUAACUGCGUCUUUUACUGAAGUUUUCCCAGCGGAGAGAGCUGGGCUGCAACAAAGGAGCAGUCCGUAUCAGUUCAGAGCUGCCAGUUACCAGAGUGGAGUUCUUCCAGCUAAUGAUGAUGGUGCGAGUAAAGAGGAGCCGUCCUCCACAGUGGAGGAGAUCGAAACGAAAUCUUUUCAUGAACAAAGCGGCGAGGAGAACCAGCGGGAGCCCGAAGACGGCGAGGACGCGCCAGUCAGAGCUGUGGCAACACAAAGAGAUCUAGAAAGUCUGGCUAAAGAUGAACUCCAGAAGCAGCUGUUAGAGCAGGUUGAGCUGAGGAAAAGACUGGAACGAGAAUUUCAGAACUUGAAAGAUAACUUCCAGGAUCAGAUGAAGAGGGAGCUCUCCUACAGGGAGGAGAUGGUUCAGCAGCUUCACAUCGUCAGAGAAGCUCACGACGCUUUGCACCAUUUCUCGUGUAAGAUGUUGACUCCUCGCCACUGCAGCGGCUCCUGCUCCUUCAAGUCUCCUCUGCUGCCGCCCUGA
Molecule: messenger RNA, 2244 nt
Organism: Pleuronectes platessa (European plaice)
Lineage: Eukaryota; Metazoa; Chordata; Actinopteri; Pleuronectiformes; Pleuronectidae
Gene: skor1b
Product: SKI family transcriptional corepressor 1b
Exons: 7
Coding region: 1-2244 (747 amino acids)
Biological process (GO): negative regulation of transcription by RNA polymerase II; negative regulation of BMP signaling pathway
Cellular component (GO): transcription regulator complex; nucleus
Molecular function (GO): RNA polymerase II cis-regulatory region sequence-specific DNA binding; DNA-binding transcription factor activity, RNA polymerase II-specific; SMAD binding
Source: RefSeq, a predicted model, not a curated record